Molecule: messenger RNA, 2239 nt
Organism: Drosophila arizonae
Lineage: Eukaryota; Metazoa; Arthropoda; Insecta; Diptera; Drosophilidae
Gene: Nha1
Product: Na[+]/H[+] hydrogen antiporter 1
Biological process (GO): proton transmembrane transport
Cellular component (GO): membrane
Molecular function (GO): antiporter activity
Source: RefSeq, a predicted model, not a curated record
CGUGCCGAGCGGUGACUGUGUGCGAGUGUGAUGUACUAUAUAGUAAGCAGCCAUAGCGCUAAUAGGGCUCAAUAGACCCAUAAACCUGUUGGAAUCUAGCUGCAAUUGAAGCUAACGUAACUCCGCCUGCAGAGUCAUAAAACGAUGACGACCAAAGCAGACGAGGGCAGCCCAGCGGCGACAAUGAUGCCUACAGCCAUCGGCCGACCCACCAGACCCCCCCCACUAACCAUCAACGUGCCGGUGGCCUCCAACGAGGCACAGACCCCCUCGCCUAGUCACCGGAGCUCCAUUGUCAUCGAGAGUCAGCCUAAGCGCCGUGUCAGCAUUGCCCCCGAGACUCCGCCGCUGGCAUCCAGUAAUUCUGGCUUUGAUAAUCCCGCCUUUGAGCCAGUCUAUAUGCGUAAGAUAUCGCAGACCUCAAUACAUUCAUACCUCGACAAUGGACCUCUUGGGCGCAGGAGAAGCAUCCUGAAGGACUCACCACUUCCAAACGACAAUGACAGUGUCGAUCGUAUAUCGAUGCACAGUUUUGAAAACUACAGACAGAGUGCGCUGGACGUGCUUAAUGCCAAAUACAAUAAUCUGCAAGCAGUACACGAAUCCUGGCAUAGCAAUAGCAAUUACGUGGAGCAAUCGUGGAUCUACAAUUUAUGCUUAAAGUGUCGCACAGAGGAGCCAUCCGCCUCAUGGGAGCCACCUUACUGGCAAAAGAUAUUUCCCUAUCCGCUCUGCCCCACCUUCAGGACCUUCUCCCGCCUGGUCUCGCUCAUUGCAAUUGGUGCGUUACUAUGGAUCGUCUCAUUUGUGAUCAUUGGACAUGCGGCUGCCCCUGGCGGGCAGCUCUUCGAUCUGGUGGUGCUUACGGUGGCCGCCAAUUUUGGUGGCUACAUAAUAUCAUUGACCACCCUGCCACGCCUCAUUGGCAUGCUGCUGGUAGGGCUGCUAUUUCAGAACGUCGGCUGGGUGGAUCUCGAUGGUGACUUCUCCAAGGUGACGACGCACCUGCGAAAGUUUGCCCUGACCAUAAUCCUGACUCGAGCUGGCCUCGAAAUGGAGCCGGAAGCCUUCAAGAAGGUCUACAAAACGAUUCUCAAGCUGGGCAUCGUGCCCUGGAUCGUGGAGGCGGCUGUCAUGACGGUCAUGUCGCACUAUCUGCUCGAUCUGCCCUGGAUGUGGGGCUGCCUGCUGGGCUCCAUCACUGCCGCCAUCUCUCCGGCUGUCGUUGUGCCGUGCCUCUUCAGGCUGCGCACCAAGGGCUACGGCGUGGUCAAGGGCAUUCCCACCUUGGUGGUGGCCGUGUCUGGAGUGGAUGAUGCCAUCUCGGUGGCUAUUUUUGGGAUCAUCAGCACCAUCAUGUUUUCGGAUCGUGGGCAGGUCUACCUGAUAGCCCAGGUGCCUGUCUGCUUGAUAGGCGGCCUGGGCUUUGGGAUCAUUUGGGGGCUGCUGGCGCGCAUCUUUCCCGAAAAGGGCGACGCCUAUGUGGUGCCGCUUCGCACGCUCAUGCUGUUCGCUGGCAACCUGGUGGCCAUCUAUGGCAGCGAGGAGCUGGGCUUCGAGGGCGCUGGCCCGCUGGGCGUGGUCUUCUCAUCUUUCAUAUCGAACUACUACUGGUGCAAGGAUGGCUGGACCAUCGACGACAAUCCCGUUGGCACUGGCUUCGAGAUCUUCUGGAUGAUCUUCGAGCCCAUUCUGUUUGGCGUGACGGGCGCCACGAUCAAGAUACGUGAACAGGACUCGGGCGUGCUCUACCUGGGCGCCCUUUGCAUCUUCACAGGCGUCAUUAUACGCAUCCUCAUCACGGCCGGCAUUGCCUUCGGCGAUCGCCUGAACACCAAGGAGAAGUUCUUUGUGGGCCUUUCCUGGAUGGCCAAGGCCACGGUGCAGGCUGCUCUGGGGCCUGUAGCUCUGAGGCAUCUGAAUGAGAAGUCCACAGACGACGAGCGUCAUUGGGCCAGAAUCGUGCAAGCCAUUUGCAUUUUUAGUAUAGUACUGACGGCGCCUCUGGGUGCUAUCCUCAUCUCUGUGACUGGGCCCCGAAUGUUGACGAAGACGAAACAAGCGCAACAGAAUCUCACUGGCUGGCGUCGUCCCUCCAUACGCGACAUCAGCAUCAUCGACGAGGAGGAGGAGCGAGAAGAUCCGGAGAUGCCGGCGGACAAACAGACCCAGAAUAAUACCCAAAACAAUUCACAGCAUCCAAACUUUUCAUAUAUUAGCAACAAUUAAUAUGAGAAUU